Macrobrachium nipponense is the source of this 7001-nucleotide messenger RNA. RefSeq lists its product as uncharacterized. NCBI's taxonomy places the organism in Eukaryota, Metazoa, Arthropoda, Malacostraca, Decapoda, Palaemonidae. The transcript has 3 exons. Bases 73 to 1083 code for a protein of 336 amino acids. The record is from RefSeq and is a predicted model, not a curated record.
UGGAAGUUGCACAGUGUUAGUGUCUGUUUCGUCACGUCCUUGGUCCUUCCUCAAGGUGGUCUUGUUCCGAAAAUGAAUUUGGGCUACUUCCUGGUCCUGCUGACGACGACAGGGGUGAUGUCAGGAAACGUCAGGACCCCAACAUCUACUACUACUACCACAGUCGUCGAGGCUUCUGUAGAUUCUCCUUUCUGUAGGCUCAUAGGCAGCCAUCUUCACUGCGACUUCAAGAGCUAUGAUUAUAUAGUCCAGGUGGGGCAGUCUGCCGAAAACUCAGUCGAGAGAGUCAUCAUCCGUUCUGCUCUGAGAGUCGAGGUCAGAUUUGACAUCUGCGUCAAUCUUUCCUUCGUAGACGUCCUCCGUGUAACCCUUCAGGAGUAUGGCAGCCCGAGUAACCACUACACCCCUGCGAGCACCUGCCAAGGUAUAAAUAUUAUCAUCCACAACUCCUCAGUUGAGAAACUUCCUAGACACACUCACGGGAUAUCGGUAACAUCAUCGUACGUCAGACAUCUCCCGCUGACUCGUCCGCGUGGAUAUCUAGUCUCAACUAUGUCAGUCUUCGGCGUCGCUGACAUCAACGAACCAGUCGCCAAUCAAGUCUUAUAUUUCAAGGACUCGGUUAUCCAGAACCUGACGAGGCUGGAACUGACUUCGAAAACGAGCUUGUAUCUCGUCAACACGACAGUUCUUCAUCAUAGGCCUAGAGCCUUGUCAGUUGGUAGUGGUUCUUCGCUCUACAUCAUCAGAAGUGAUGGUUUUAACUUAAAUGGAACUAUCGACUUGAAACCCGGCUCUAUGGUGAAUAUUUACAGCCCUGCUAGUGAAGUCAGCUUCGCAGUAUCUAGUUUAAAUCAAUCAGAAAAUAUGAUAAGUACCAGUUACGAAUUACCUCAGAAUCUAACAGAGAGAUGUCUCAUAAAUCAUGAAUCCUUAUCAGAAGACAUUACUUAUGUUUUUGUUCUUCUAAUUCUCCUGUUGCUCCCAGGGAAUGUGUAUCUCUGUAUUUGCCUCGUUAGAUCAAUGACUGGGUCUCCUGCCUUCGUAAACUAUCUGUUACUGAAUGAGAAGACCAGUAAAUGAGGUAGACAUUGUCACCAAUAUAACAAUUACCUUCAUUCACAAGUUGCAUUCUUGUAACGAAAGGCUGAAGGCCACUUUAUUUGCCACAGCUACUAGCGGAUAAAAAGCCCUUGUUUGAAGAAAAAAAAAGAAACAGUGAAAUGGAACUCCUUCAAGGUGGCUGCUACUGUGGUCUUGUAUACCUUUAUGUACACCCUUAGACAAAGCAAUAAUUUCUAGAUCCCAUGAUGGAACAGCAAAGAUUGAACUUCCUCACAAGCACGUAUUAAUAGCCUUUUAACAAUGCUAAAAUCUCGAUAAUCUACUACAUGUAAUUCAUAAUGAAUUUGCCACAGGAAAAAGACAAACCCAUGGCUCUGGAUAUAGGUCACAGACUCACUAAUGUGCAGAGGUCCUGACUAUAUUUUAUGCCCACAGAGUUGGCGGUUCAGGGACUCUGCUUGCUGAUAUUUCACAGACCAAUUAAAGCAUAAAUUAUUGAACUUAUUCGGAGAAAGGACGUUCCCAAAUGUAUAGUAUUUUGCAGGACUACAGGUAGUAGUCUACAACUCACUGAAGCAAAAGACCUGUAAACAGAAAAGGCAGGUCACUCUCAGCACAGUACACUGACUAAAUACCAAGCGUCUGGAGCCUCCCAACUUUGUUUCAGUGAUAUGAAUGAAUGAACUUCUUGUGGGACCUUACAAUCAAGAGACCAAGAAAAAGUGCCAAGGAAGACAAUAUCGAAAAAUUUAUUCAGAAAACCUUACCCAAGCUUCCCCUCUUGGACAUCAGCUAUCACCAAAGAUAAGCAGUGCUUCAGGUGCCAUGGUCAGUUCUUGCUCAUUGGUGGCACUUCUAAACCCUCUAACGUUUUCCAGUAUUCAUAGUUUCCGUCUGGGUAAGUAAAAUGCCCAUCAGAGAAUUCAUCUUUAACGGUGGGUAACUAAAACUCCUAGGAAUGUUCAGCCACAGAACAAAAUAUUAAAAGACCACCAAAGGUCAGUUUUUUAUAGUAUACUAAUAGUAGAUUCACAUCAACCGUGCAUUUGAUGUCUAGGCCAGUCCCUUACGACGCUCCUGAUUGGCUGUUGAUAAGCCAAUCACCGGGCUGGAAACUUUCAGUCUCUCUCGAGAGAGAGUUCACAUAGGCAGGAAGUAUGUUCCACCUCUCCUGAGGGAUACUUUUGACAGACGUAUCCCUCAGGAGAGGUGCAACAUAGAUCCUACCCAUGUGAACUUUCAAGGGAGACUGAAAGUUUCCAGGCCUGUGAUUGGCUUAUCAACUGUCAAUCAGGAGCGUCAUAAGGUACUGGCCUAGACAUCAAAUGCACGGUUGAUGUGAAUCUACUAUAGAAGACAUUCAAUACACUACAAUGGACCUGUUUGCGAAGAAUUAACGUACAGCUUCUCCAAAUGAGUUAUCAUCCGUUACAGAUUUCGGUAUGAUUCGAGAAUUGGAAACCACCGUAGAUGCCUCAUAUCUACUGUGAUAUUAUACGAAUCAAGUGGAACAGUGCCACUGUCCACAGACACGUAAGGAAGGUUUACAAUUUUAUUUUCUGUUUUAUUGAAAGGAAAAUAAAAUCAAUCAAACGUUACGUGAUUUGAUUUCAGUUGCUAUAGUAGUACAUUCAUUUGACGAAGGCAAUUUGUCACUGGACGUCAAAAAGAGAAACAAAUGACAUUCGGUUAUGAACAGGAAAACUUAGUCAUUCUCUCUCUCUCUCUCUCUCUCUCUCUCUCUCUCUCUCUCUCUCUCUCUCUCUCUCGUGUAUAGCCACUUAACUUAAGACAAUCGACUAUACGCUAUCCCCCCCUAUUUCUCUCACUCUCUUUCUCUCUCGUGUAGUCCUUCAACUCAAGACAAACUACUUCUCUCUCUCUCUCUCUCUCUCUCGUGCAGUCACUUUAACUCAAGACAAACUACUUUACUCUCUCUCUCUCCUUCUCGCUGUCUCCCCCUCUCUCUCCCGUCUAAUCACUUUAACUCAAGACAAACUACGUUACUCUCUCUCUCUCUCUCUCUCUCUCUCUGACAUGCCAAAGUAAAAGAAAAAUUCCACGGCUCAGAAUCAAACAUGACCCGAGCGCAGUACAUGAGAGAGUAUUGGUUCUCGGUGUCUAAAGGCAGGCUGGAUAUUAGGGACGGGUCUGAAGGGAUGGUUUAUGGACCAAAUACGUCUCCAGCAGAAGUGUUAUUCCCUCUGGCAACAACAGGUGGCCUUUCUCGACGAAUUCGCCCACCUGUUUCUGCGGCAAUAUUUGGCGAUAUUUUCCACUCUCUCUCUCUCUCUCCUCUCUCUCUCUCUCUCUCUCUCUCUCUCUCUCUCUCUCGAUUCGCGUGAGUAUACGCUCUGUUGGGGAUUUAGGAAAUGGAUGCACUUUUUCCUUUACCUCCCUUUUUUUUAUAUGUUCUCCUGGAAAGCUCACACACACACACACACGCACGUACACUCUGCCAUUUCACUUCCAAGAUUUUGUUUUUAUUUUGUGUUUAUUUUCCCGCCCUCCCCCUGCUUCGAAAAUGGGAUAUACUGGGGACACCAUUGUCCUUUUAUGCUCUGAAAUUUUCAUGCAAUGUGUGAACUGAAAGACGUCGCGUUGAAUGCGCGGGAAGGAAAAAUAUAGCGAGUGGGCGAGAGGGUAAACCAAACAAACAUUAAGAAGAAAUUUUAACUUGUACUUUGUUUCUUUGCUUUGAACUUUGUUCUUUUAAUUUACAUACGGAAUAGAUGACUGGAAUAUCUGUUCAUCGUUUCUUUUCAUCCAAAACUGUGUGUCAGUGUCCAAAUCGACCUUAAAGAAGCAGGUUAAGCCUAGGCCUAAAACGGUUUGCACGAGUCUAUGUGCAAGAGGGUAACCCAUUAUACAUCAAGAAGAAAUUGUAUCUUUACAGAUUAGCUCACUGAAAAGUCUAUCCAAAUCUGUUUCUCAGUUCAGAGAUAGAGGUUAGGUCUAGGCUCCCACACGGUCUGUAUGAGUGUAUCAUGAUGGGAAUCUAUCUCUAUAGCCCUUUAUGAUUUAACCCAAUAACUGGACAUGUCUGGUAAUCUGCUUCAGGGGACAGUGUUUGCCGUUCAUAACUUUUUCUAAGCAUAUUUCUCAGUGGGGGGUGGGGGGGGACCGUAGAUCACGGUCUCUUUAGUAAUUGUUCACCGUAAAACUAUACCUCCAGAAGUGCAAAACCAGUGAGCAGGAACAAUACUUGGAUCAAUUUCUCAUGUUUUUCAGGUAGAAGUUGACCCAUAAAGAGUUGCAAAAUAAUAUGAAAAGCCUUUAUGACAAAUAGCUUUGAACCACAGAGGGUCUUUUCAUGGUUUACAUACUGUAAAGAAUUAGAGAGUGUGUGUGUGUGUGUGUGUGUGUGUGUGUUCAUUUGUGUUCAAAACGGAAGAAGAGAGUAGAAUAUACUAUUUAUUCUGAAACAGUAAAAUGAAUAUGAUUACAGGUAUACUUAUUAAUAUAUAAUAGAUUAAACUGGAUAUUUAUUAAAAAUAAACUAUAAAAAUAAUGUGUGCUUGAAUACAUCCUCAAUUUAAGUAACAAAAAGCCAUUGAUGGUGGGAGGUCUCGUCACGGAAGCAAAGAUAGGCCGAGAAUAGUUGGUUGAAGAGUCCACUACUGAUUGUGUCUGUUUAUUAAAUAGAAGCCAAAAAAAUAAUAUCGCUGGUGCUCCAAACAGCUAAGAAAAAUAUAAUUGAAGGAACUGAAUGAAAACACCAUUUAUACUUGAAAUCUCAGAGAGAAUUAGAUAAAUAUUAUACAGCCUUUUGGAUGAUAGAGCAGGAAUAUGAGAGAAGGCCGUUCAAUAGAUCCAUAUUUCAUAGAAGAUUAAACACCCCGAACCAAACCGAAUCGUAUUGAUCACGAGGCACUGUAGCUAAGCGCUUCAUUUUCACAAUAACGUAACCAAUCAAGAAGCUUCGCAGACUCACUGGUCUAUUAAAAGCCGAGGCCAAAGACGUUACAAUUUGACAAACAAAAUCAGGCAAAAUGAAAUCGUCUUCUUUUGUACCUUACCUAAACAGUAAGGCCAUUGCUUACUUGAUCAUGAUGUACUUUAUUUUUUUUCUCUCUUUUUAGAAUAACGUACCAAUCACGAAGCCUCGCAAUGAUUCGCUAGGCUAUUAUAAUCCAAGGCCAGAAGAUCGUUACGAGUCGAUCGCUAACAAACAAAGCUCACGGGCAAAGCUCUCCGGAGGGGGUUAUGGAUCGUAAAGUGAGAGGCAAACACAACAGCGAUCGUGAAAGUUAUCUUUAGUGCCUUUUCGCAGAUAUAUCUGGUUUUAUCACACCACCCUUGGCUCUUCUUCCUCUUCUUCUUCCUCUUCUUCUUCUGCUCAUUUCUCGUUUUGUUUCGUCCUUACACAGAUGUUGUUCGAGCUUGCGGACGGCUCCAUGUUCGGUGGGUUAGGCCGAUGUCUAUUGGCAAAGCCUCCUCGCGUCUGGCCCGAGCCAAUAAUCAUCUGAAUAAAUCCAUUUCCAUUACAUUUGGUUCCAUUUUAUUAAGUCUGUUAUUGUCUCGCUCCUUUUUUUUUUUUUCUUCUUCUUCUUCUUCUUUUUCUUAUUGGAUUCCCCCCCCCCUCCACCACUUUAACUUCCCCGAAAACCUCUCUCUCUCUCUCUCUCUCUCUCUCUCUCUCUCUCUCUCUCUCUCUCUCUCUCUCCUUAACACCACAUGUCACCUACUCUCUCUUUCUCUCUCUUAUCACCACAAUGUAUACCUUCGGCCACUCUAUAUCUCUCUCUCUCUCUCUCCUUACCUUAUCACCACAAUGUUUACCUUCAACUACUCUCUCUCUCUCUCUCUCUCUCUCUCUCUCUCUCUCUCUCUCUCUUACCUUAUCACCACAAUGUUUACCUUCUGUUACCCAUGUUUGCCCAGUUGCGUUCUUUCCCUGCGUCUGCUCCUCGGGGUCUUUGUACAGCGGCGUUUUUCGCUUUGCUCGUCAAUUUGUUGGACAAAUAUUGUCUUUUCUGAUUGCUAUCCAAGUUGCCUUCGCCAUUGUAAUUUUUGUCCUUCGCUACUGCUUUCUCCUCAGAAGGGCAAUUUCGAAAAUUCUGAUAUCCGCGCGCUAUUCGGACGUCCUUGGAAAACGCCUGAUUGCGUAUGAUUUGGCGCGAAAAGAAAAAAAAAGCGAGUGAGGAUUGCGUCGAAUGAAACUUUUGGGAGGAUUGCGUCGUAAGUAAAAGAAAAAAAAUAAUAAAAAUAAAAAAAACACGCGGGCGAGGAUCUCAUAGGGAAAACAACUGGUGUGAGGAUGAGCUCGCGUGAACGAAACGCACCUGAAGAUCAUGUCGAUGAAAAACGACCGUGAAGAUGAGGGUUACAUCGAAAUAAACGUGCCUGAUGAUUGCAUCGAAAAGAACGCUUAUGAUUAGCGCGUCAGAAAUAACACGCUUGAGGAUGAGGAUCGUGUCGGAAAAAAUGCGUGUGAGGAUCACAUCUAAAAAAAAAAAAAAAAGCUUGCGCAGAUUACAUCUUUAAAAAACGCUCCCAUUAGGAUCACCGCCCGUGGUAAAAUGCGCGCGGUUUUAUCGAGCAAGCUGAAAGAGGAAAAAUAAAAGACGCGUUUCACGAGCGUUAUACUUGACGCCUAGCAAUUAGAUCUUCACAUGUUCCUUGAAGAUGGCUGAGAUUUGCGGUUAAGUAUUUCCUUUGCAGUAAUCCAUUGCUUGCAUGUGAGUACCUGCACGGCUGUAUCUAUCUCCUAGAUCAGUGUUUUUCAACCUUUUUGUGCCCAUGGCCCAUUUUUGGCAUUCCAAAGUGCUCGUGGCCCAAUGCCCUUCAAAAUUGCGUAAAAAUAUAAUAAUAGAAUUUUAUUAAAGUUUUUUAGAACACUUUUAUUAGUUUUAUAUUAUCAUUUACAGAACUAUUUCUUUAGAGCACUUCAUUAGUUUACAUUUUCAUCACUGGAAGAAAAUGUUGGCCUUUAU